AUGGCCUCCAGCUUUAAGAAGCCCUCGCUAGGAGCCGCAUCCCAGAGGAGCUGGGAGUGGGAGCUGGAGCUCACUGAGGAGCAGAAGCAGGAGAUCCAGGAGGCUUUCGAGCUGUUUGACACAGACAGCACCAGGAACAUAGAUAUUAAGGAGUUAAAGGUGGCCAUGAGAACACUAGCAGUUGAACCUAAAAAAGAAGAGAUCAAGAAAAUUAUGUCAGAUAUUGAUAAGGAAGGAACAGGAAAAAUCAGCUUCAAUGACUUCUUGGUAGUGAUGACACAGAAAAUGGCUGAAAAAGAUUCCAAAGAGGAGAUUCUCAAAGCUUUCAAACUCUUUGAUGAUGAUGAAACUGGCAAAAUAUCUUUCAAAAACCUUAAACGUGUCACCAAAGAACUGGGGGAAAACCUCACACAUGAAGAGCUGCAGGAAAUGAUCGAAGAAGCAGAUAGGUAUGGGGAUGGGGAAGUGAACGAGCAAGAAUUCUUGUGGAUCAUGAAGAAGACCAGCCUUUACUGA
Molecule: messenger RNA, 516 nt
Organism: Gavia stellata (red-throated loon)
Lineage: Eukaryota; Metazoa; Chordata; Aves; Gaviiformes; Gaviidae
Exons: 1
Coding region: 1-516 (171 amino acids)
Biological process (GO): nucleotide-excision repair; mitotic cell cycle; centriole replication
Cellular component (GO): centriole; centrosome
Molecular function (GO): calcium ion binding
Source: RefSeq, a predicted model, not a curated record